Molecule: messenger RNA, 9393 nt
Organism: Mesocestoides corti
Lineage: Eukaryota; Metazoa; Platyhelminthes; Cestoda; Cyclophyllidea; Mesocestoididae
Source: the annotation of a GenBank genome assembly
AUGGAGCUUUGUUAUAACUCACCACAGGCUCCACCUCUGGUUGUCUCGUCAGGUACCUCACAUGUAACGGCAUAUUUUUCCUUCGUUGUCGUAGGUCAAAACGCCAAAUUUGCCUACUUGUACAUUCCUCUGGCAACUACCACUGGCUUCGAUUUCACCUCCUGGUCGCGCGAAAGUCUUGAGUACUUUUGGUGGAGCCUGGUUCGCCUCGAGUGCCUCGAGUUGGCCUGCUACUUUCCAUCGACUGCGUCGUUCCACGUAAUGGUGUGCACGGCUGCGUUGGAGUGCCUCCUGCAGGUGCUGACCUCGUUCCCAGCACCGCCUGGCGCAGUUCCCGCGGGUUUCCAUCAGGCACUCCAGACUUUCUUCAUUCGAGGCCUGGCCAAAACAUCGCCUCUUGACGAUUAUGCGUCUUGUAGGUUUGCUUUUGCUGCGAAUCCCCUCUCUAUGCUAAUAGCUGAAAUCUCCGACCUGGAUGAAGUGAGCUCGGUUGCUUCUUCGGCCACCACCACCACCACCGCAACACCAGCUGUCGUCCAUGGCGAUUCUGAAGGUGUCACUCUCGUCAUGAGACCCCUCGUCCCUCCCUCUUCGGCACCACCAGUCUCACGUACUUCGCCUUCGAGACCUCGUCUGUCCUAUCAAGAUGGAUGUGGGGAGGGGAAGGAAAGGGGAGAAGACCGGGCCGCCACUAACAGCGGUUUUGACGAGCUGCUUUCGACCGGUAGCGAGGCCCUCGUCACCUCGGUUGAGUGGUUCUUGCCGCUGUUUGCGCGUCGUUUCUGCCUGCUUCCGGGAACACAACAGUCGAGUCGGACCUCCGCCCAGUCAUUGGCGGUUUCGUGUUUGGCCAAAUUGACCCUCAGUCUCCCACCGCGGGCCUUUUUUGAGCCCCUCCGGCCAGUGGAUGCGGAUGGGGAGAAGCAGGAAUUAGUCACGGGGGGUAGGUUUUGGAUGCCCUGUGAGAGGUCUCCAUUAUUGCGAAAUUCGUGUAAACACUUACCACGACGGAUGCGUUCCACGGAUGUGUUUUUUCGGCAUAUCGAGCUGUUUUUUACUGAACUGUUAAUGGAAAUGGCCUUGAACCUUCUGCAACACAGUGACCCCCAGGUUAGGGGAAACGCGUGCCAGCUUGUGGGCAACCUCUUGAGAAUCGCGGCGUCCCACACACUUGCUCAGCCCACCUCAAAUCUGGAUUUAAGUGAGCAGCUCUGUCAACUCAUUGCUAACUUGGAUAAACUACUCUCGUAUGAAAAAUCGGGAAUCACCUACCGAAUGGCUAUUAAGGCUCUGCGGAUCUGCGCAAAUCCCCUGCUUCACUUUCCUACCCUGAGGGUUCCCGUCGCCCUAGUUGAUUGUGUGUCCAGACACUUGAUGGGCUCGGCACGACACCCGUACCGUCUGGUCAGGCGUGAGACUAUCCUCCUUGUUACUUCCUUGGAUUGGGCUCAACUGGACUACCUGGAACGCCAGUGGUACGGCUGUGUGCAGAAUGGCCGUGUCAGGCGAAUGGUCGCGGCUUCGCCUUUGUCCACUGUCGCCUGGAGUGAAUGUUUACGGCUUUUUGCCGAUGCCGACCGGUCUCUAGGUCGAGAAGCCUUCAAUGCUCUCGUCAUCCUCGCCACCACCACCUCCACUAAUCCCUCUUAUCAAGUCGACCUGCGAGAACACCUGUACAAAUCCAUUACCAAUUGUCUUUCAGACGAUUCGGCCCUUUCAGGCCUGAACGUCGUCACAUAUCUUCUUCCUCCUCAAGACUCACCUUCGAGUGGCUUUGAGAAACACCUUCGUGCUCUGACUAAAGACCUUCCAGAAGAUGUGUGCAUAUCAGCACCACUGAUUCCCAACAGUCACUCACUGAAGGCGUUGCCGGGUCCCUACAACUACCAGCUUCGUGGAAUGCAGAGAGUAUUUCGAGAGCUCGUCGAUUGUCUCCUAGAACUCCCGCCUACUUGUAGCUCUACUGAAGAUCGUAAUAUGAUGCAUUCUCUCAUAUUCGGUCUCACUGAGUUACUGGGUCGACCACCAAUCACGUCAAACCACCUCCUUUGGUACACGCCUGCAUCCCGAAAGCCGGCUAGAAUCGAUGAACAGGCGGUUGAUCCUAAGGCGCCUCUCGCGAUCGCCCGUUUCGCCCUGCAGCGGUAUCAGCGCAGACCGAAAAUGGCCCUCCUCUGCUGGCACUGCCUCUCCUUACUCACCGCAUCCCCUGUUUCGACGACAGACCUACAUUUGCAGUCGGAAUUGCUUAUCUUGGUGUCCGGUUGUAUCCUCCGUUGGGGAAUUAGCAGUCUAAUGGAGGGGAGCGUGCCAAGUGGCGGAACAAUGGAACUCCAUCCAGAUCACGCAUUUACCCGAGUCUCUCUGGUGCUGCUUCGUCACAUUGGCAGGCUCCUUUCAAUAUUUUGGCACGUCUUUCAAGGAAUUAAACCGACCAAUCCGACGUCUUUCCUCUCCGGCCUCGUGAGUGGCUCAGUUCCCAUCAAUAGCGCGCCCAUUGGCGACAGCAGCGGGGCCAAGGGUAAUCAGCCGUGUCCCUCCCAGAUCAGGGACACGUUGCAAAGUGCCCCCACCGCGGCAACCUCUCGUCCCACCGUUGCAAUGCAGCUUGUACAACCUUCCGAUGACGAAGAAGAAGAAAGUCGCUUGGUCAUUGGAAGUCGGAACACAUACGGCUACUUUGCCGGCCUUCCGCAUUACAUGGAUCUAUACGACACGUUGAAGGCCUCCUUUCACUCAUUUAAGUCUUCCGAUUUUUCAACAAGCGCUGAGGAUUGGACCAUGGAAUUACUGGCCUCGACCUUGAGGGCAUUCUCGCGUUUGCUAGAAGGUCUUCGGUUUGCCGAGGUCGUCCAAAUGGUUGACGAGUUUCUCAAAUACCUAGAAGUCUGUUUCACUUGGGCACCCUCACUCGCUCUUGACGCGGCGCUCAAUCUGUUGAGGGCGUUGUUCGGGACCAACCUCUCUAGCAUCUGGAGCCCCGAUUUGGCAAGCAAAUUCCGCGUCGUUUUGGAUGGCGUAACUGGCACACGAGCAGCCGGUGAGUGCAUUCUGUUUCCCUUCACUGCAGACUAUCCUCGACGAGAUGUUGUCUUUGAACAGCCAUCGCCCUGCAGAAACAGUCACGGCACAUUCUUUCCACCGUCGACUUCACAGCUUGUCAAUCUUACGCCAUGUGAAGUGCCCAAGGCCAGCAUUGUCGAGCUGAUUAACAGCCUUCACGAGGCCCAUUUCAGGACGGCGGAGCUCUGCAGCACCGGUGGAGGUGAUGUUGGUCGGGAACCGAUGUCGAAUGCACAGUCGACACUCGUUGACUGGCUGCUAGCCUCGCGUCAGCCUCAGCAGCCGGCCAUGCUUCGUCCCUCCUCAAUGCCAUCCAACAUUCAACAGGUGUGCUUGUGUCCAAAUUUGGCAUACUACAUUCGGCUGUUCGAGCCUCUGGUUUUGCAAUGCCUACAUCAAUACCGUCUGAUAACUGACAUAUCGGUUCAGGCAAAGAUUCUCGCAACCGUGACGAUUCUCAUAGAACUUGGCGUGAAUUAUUCACAACUGGAUGAGCAAUUCUACUUUUUGAAAACUGUGAUGACUCAGUGCGAGGCAAUGCAGCACAGCAAUGCCAACGCUUCAUACAGUCAACAUGCUUCAUCAAAGGACUCAGCCCAACUGUUGUCCAGCAUGUUCCAGUUUUUCGUGGCUCUUACGUACGAGCGAAGCAGCGUGUCAGUUGAUAAAACGUCGCACCCAACAGUUUUAUCCCUGUCUGAGGUGGUGCACCUAGCGGAGGUUCUGGCAGCCGGUGGCGUGGACGUGGACUCAUUUGUGGUCCCUGCUCUCGCGCCUCUCGUGGUCGACGUCUUCGUCCAGCGCGGUGCCCGCUAUCGCCUGGCCUUGCGGACGCACCUACCGGAUUCACCACACGGCAGUCUGAAUGAGGCAAACGUCUCGCUUAACAAGGACCUUCUGCAAUGGAAUGCCUAUCGCGAAAGCCUGCUUCGCUUCCUUCUGCCGAAGUUCAUUGUCUGCCCGUCGAGUUACGACUUGCUGUGCGUAAUUAUUGAGGACGCGCUGCUAACAGACGCAACGUUGAAACUGCCCAAUGACUCGCCCGACUCCAUCUCCUACAAAUUCGCAUCCGAUGUAAACUAUGCGUUUGUGGAUAUUCCGUAUGCUUUUAUUUGUCAAAACCUGCUCUCCGGUCUGGCUGCAAACACCCUCGCCGUGGACGACUGUGGUGCUGUUGACGCCUGUCUGCGUCUUCUCCAUCGCCUUGUCGCCUAUGAUUGGCCCAUCACGCAGACGGUAGACGGGGGCAUUACGCUAGGGGAGCUUCUGAAACACCUGCUGUCUGUGUUCUUUGCGAAGCCAUCACACGAAGUUUCUUCAAACCAGUUACCGGUUGAUCAUGCUGGCGGCAAUGGUGUUGGUGAUUGGUUAUUCUCUUAUUUUUUUCUCUUUCAGUCUGUUCGUUUGUUCCAGCGAUGGGUGGCGUCCAAGUACCUUUGUCUUCGAUUUUUGCUUCUGCUCACCAUACAGCAGCCGUCUUGCCUGCAGCAUGCUCUUCAGGAGCACAUCCAGGGCACAAGUCAAUGCCCAGAUUCUGUCCUGCUGGAGCACUUAUUGGAUCUUCUAGAUGAGACAUGCACCGCUCUUAUUGGUGAACUACCAACGUCCGUGGACGAGUACUUCUCUGACAAUGUUGAGUCCCCUUCUCAGACACCCCACACGGUGUUCAUUGGACAGCUUUUGAUUGCUCUGGAAUUAGAGAUUCUGGCAUUCAAUAGACUGCAUUGCUUUUCGCCAAUGGGUAUCCCAAAGGAAAAGCUUGAGCACUUGGGUGCAAAGCUGUCGAUCUACAGCCGUUUGAAACCACUGUCUACAGUUCUUUGGCAGAAAAUUCAGUGCGACGUUUUUGGAUGCGAACCCGUCGUCCACCAUCAGGCAGCUCACCAUCUCCACUCUGAACUCGUGCAAGAGACUGCCUUUGUGAUUGAGUGUGAUAGGCGACACAGGUUGACGGAAGAUAUCGAUCCGUUUUUUAAGAAAGUUUUCUUCACUGGGAGAGAGGAUCAGGUGUUCCGGUUGGAGCUAGGUCAGCUUCAGGAGAUGGUAGCUUCAGUAACCAAUGCUGAUGAACGAUGCCUGCUUUUGAAGGAGAUGAUAACCGUACUAGGCGUCGGGAUUUUUGGCGCUAAGAACCCCGACGAAGUUAUGAUUCGUCUCGGCUACAUGAGGGCCCUAUCCGAGGGAUUGCUGAAGCUCCAUCCCACUUCGGAUGAUGCCCACUGGAGUGUUGUAGAAGCCCUGAUCACAUCACUUCAUGACUUCCUUUCCUCGGGAUCUCGCCAACUGAUUCUCAAUUGGCCCAUUGUCCGCAGGGAAAUCGAAAUUCUCUUGAAACGCCUUUUGAGGGAGUUCUUGAAAGAGGAGGCUAAAAAGCCAGCCAGUGCGAUGGAGUUUAUUCACGCACUGGAUUGGAGAAACCUAGCAUUGUCCACCAGCGAACUCCAGGCAUCACUGAUGAGUUUAUCUUGCAUAAGACAGCCUUCAAGGGAGCCAGAGAACGACCGGAGAACUUCUCAAGAUCUCGUCGAAGAGGUAUUCCACAGGUCAUUAGAUGUGGCAGUUAAGGAUGGCGGACGUUUGGCAGCUCGGCUUUUGCAUUUGAAGAAACCUACUGGAGAUCUCCAACUCCCCAAUAAGCUACCCUCCAGAUUCCUACAACAUGUCGUUCGCAUUGGGUUUGUGGAGACGAUGAAGCGAUUUAAUGCCAGCGGCAAAAAAGAGUUUGUUCCUGCCGGCGAGGACACAUUUGAAACCGAUCCGGUAUGGCAACUUGGGUAUGUAAUAACGUCAACUAAAGAACUUGUCUUCAAAGAGCUCUUCAGUCGUCAGACGCAAAAGAACACGAAACUCGCCACCGGCGUGGACCAGCAAAGAGAGUUGGUGGGUGUGGCUGCCGCGACGAUCGACUUUUUGCUUCUCUCCAACCGACUGCCGUUGCCUUCGGAACUCUCCACCGCAGAAGUCGAAGCAAUCUCUGCUUUUGUGUUCUCCCUAACCCAGACCUUCACACACCUGACCCUUGCGACGUGUCAACCCCCUUCUCCCUGCCUCCUGAGCCUGCCUCUCUUGGCCCUUCACCUCCUAUCGAUAGCGCUGUCCACGUUCCCACAGAAACUCCUUGCCAGCCUGGACGAUCGCAAUACGGCGUUUGACACGCUCACAAGUUUUGUCGAAGCAGUGAAUAUUUCGGCUUCUCUGACGACUCCCGUGACGCUGUGUUGGCCACACGAAACCGAAGAAAAAACCGAUUGCCUAGACACCGUGGUGUCUCGCCUGCGGUCCCUCCUGGUCCCCCAUUUGCCAGGCCUUUUCCAUCAAACCGGUUUCUCUUCAGCUCACAUCCCUGCCUCCGGUCUAACGCGAUUCACUGAGGUGCUCAACAGCUUCGCGGUAAACUCGACGGGAGCUGCCACUGAACACCUGGGAAGUCAUGUGCAACUUGCGAGCGCCGUGGGACAAUGCCGCCUGCUGCAAGUAGACUUCGCGCAUUCCCUGAAGAUGAAGGCCUCUGACCUGAACGCCCAAUAUGCGGCUGCUCUUAUUGCCCUGUGCCGCCGUCCCAAGAUCAUCGUCAAGCUGCUUCACCGUGGCGUCUUCGUUGGUGGCGGCAACCAGUUGAAUCCCGACCGCGCUGCCGAAUUGGAUCGUGACAGCCUCGCCGAGACCUCCGCGUGGCUCCUCUCUCUCGGCUGGCUCGAUCGAUCCAUGUUUGAGUCCACCUGGACGUCCUUUCUUGCUGUUUGCACUCCUCCCAACGACUCGGCUGAGCGUUCUGAUCACGAGGAAAAUCCCUUCGCCAACAGUUCCGAGGAGCAGGUGGAGUGGAGUCAUUGUCGGGUGAUUGGAAUCAACGCGCUAACACGGCUCCUCCUCAGCACUGAGCUUCGUCCACACCCAGGCGACCCUCUGCGGAGCUGUCCCGACCAUCGUCCGCGUCUCUCCCUCCUGCCCCACUUCAUGCACACACGGCUGGGUGGGAAGAUCGGCAGUGUUCUGAGCGAACUUGAGCGGGAGAUGACUACUUGGUUCUACGACGUAACCGCGACUACCUCCUUGGUUGGUUGCGGUGAGGGGAACUCUGGGGCUGGUCUUUCAUGGCUCUCCACCAAUCUGGACCUCGAAUACCCCGCAGUUCGUGACUCCCCAGGGGGACAAAGAUCGAUCGAGUGCUUGGUCAAACGGCUGCUCCAGUCGCCUUCUGAUCCGUCUGGUUUCGAGGUAAACACGGUUUUGUCGUGCCUUCAGUCGAUGCGCCUGGUCCACCAAGCCUGGCUUCGGCCGUACGAGAUUCUCCUCCUUAGCAGAACUCGCCCGCAAACCACCACUCCGGACAACGUCGUAUCCCCGACCAGUCCCUCGCAGAAAAACAAGAUCGCGAAGUUCUUUAGGCGAGGUGGACGCCCUGCCAGCUCGAGUGCCGGCAGCAGCUUCCCUCAACUGGCCUUUGAGGAGUCGAUUUUGUUGACUGGAGUUCUGGCGAACGGCGGCAAGGCCCAGGACGUGACGCCAACAGAGACCGAGAACACGCGGGAGGCCGGAUCGGAUCUGGUGCCUGCUGUCGGGCCACUGCCCUCUCUUGCCGUCCUGAGUGCUGUGGUCAAAUCCGCGGUCGUGUGCAGCGACCUCUUCACCACAAGGGAGCAAUACCUCUGGCUUAUUGGCUGUCUCCAAGCGGGUAGGCACUAUUUCACAGCUAAUGACUCCCAGUACACCUCUUCCUUAUUCAACGUUCUUUUUUCCUCUAAAGUAUCCCAUAGUUUGCCGCCAAUUGGUGAGGGUUUCGAGGCUCCGAUUUACAUUUGGCUGACAAGCGGGUUGGCGAGGUGCACGGCUGUCCUGGAGGCCACGCUGCUCUCCUCCUCGGCCUACGCGUCGACUGUCGGCGGCGGCGGCAGGUUGGAGGCGGCGCCCCAGCAGCACCACUCCGCUCCCAUCCUCCUCUCGAGCAACCUCGAACCCGCGGUCAGCCAUGCCAUGGCUGCCCUGCAGUCGCCGCUCAUCGCACUCCAAGAUGCUGGCCUGCGAGCUGCCAUGGAUCUCUUCCAAGCCUCCCUUAUUCUCAAAGCCACUGGCCAUCCAGCGAUGCUGCAGCCACAGUUGCUUGCUAACCAGCCAACUGGGUCUGGUCUUAUCAACGAACUGCUUGUCAAGGUAAGAGGCGUUUCCCUUGACGUAAGUCCGAGCAGCUUAUUUGUUGAGGCGUUGGACACUGUGUUCCCGCUUGGUGAAGCACCUGUCUUUAUUUGCCGACCCACAAAUUUAGGCUCUUUGGGUCGUUCUGUAGCCCAACUGUUUCCAGAAGUCUGUUCGUACCUGGACAACAGACUGCGUUCCCUCUUCGGAUCAGACGCCACCUCGUCGAAUCCUCCGCCUUCCACCACAAGGUUUUCCCUGCCCUCUGGAAGUAGUAACGCCUUUUUGAAGCUGACCUCCAGUUUCUCCCGCAACACCUCCACACGUGGAACGUCGCUAUCUCUUGACUUCCCCGAUUGGUCCUCGUCCAUUCCGGAGGUGUGGGAUUGCGCAAGUGAGCGAGUAUCGCAGCAUCAGCUGACGGUUUUGGGCGCGGCCUUCUUCGUCGUCGAGCAGUUUGCCUCGGCAGGCGAGGCGUCUACGAUCGGACGCCUGAUUUCCCACCUGAUCAGAGAUCUGACGUGCCUCGCCGAGAGCAUGCUAUGUGACGACCUGCGCGCUUUCAUGCCGCCUGCGCGUCUAACCGAGGUCUUCGCGUCCCGUUUCGCUGGGACUCAGGCAUCAAUGGCUUUUGCGGGGCCGGUGCUGUUUGCGUGGACUCGUGGAAUGCAACGUCUGCUACUGGGUGGGCGGAUCAGCCGUGCAAAUUGUGAGGCACUGGCAAAACUGGCGGCGGAUCGUCUGGCAUCGGCGAACUCGAUUCACAUGCGCCUCCCUGCCCUCAACCUCCUAGUCACGUGUGUCUACUCAAUGCACUCGGACUUCCUUUCCCGCGCAACUCCCGAUCGAGAUGCUGCAUCAGCAGAGCAUGUCCUGUCUUCCUCACAGGAAUACCUCACUUGCCUCUGGGAGCGUCUUCGCGGAGGUGGGCUCACAGGGGUGCGCGGCUCGGGUCCCCACAUCGCCCCUCUUGAUGCCCGUUGCGUCGCAUUGGCCCUUCGGGCCUUGAUCGAGAACCUCGUCCGUUCGGUCCUCUCGUGCGACUACCAUGUGCCACUGUCCGCGUUGAAUGGACUGGUGAACAAGGCCGUGGCGGAGAUUGCUCGUCUCGACCAAGACUUUCCUCGUCUUGCAGCUAGUUUGCUUUACAAGGUGCGUCGAAGCCUCUUCAACAGAUUCAGCGGCUAUGCGAGAUAA